Molecule: messenger RNA, 1086 nt
Organism: Aspergillus steynii IBT 23096
Lineage: Eukaryota; Fungi; Ascomycota; Eurotiomycetes; Eurotiales; Aspergillaceae
Exons: 2
Coding region: 1-1086 (361 amino acids)
Source: RefSeq, a predicted model, not a curated record
AUGUUUCUCGAUCAGAUCCCUCACCUUCUCUGCGGCUUUUUGCUGCGUUAUUUGAAUGUCCUGCUCUACGCCAGCAGUGACAACUACUUCUUUGUCGAGGCGGAAAGACUGCUUCAUGAAGGCAACCGGCGCAAUGCAUCUGUUAUUUCUCUGAUGGCCGUGCGUGGUUUAGCCAAAAUCAUCAAAUCCUCUACCCAUUACUUCCUUGGCCACAUCAUGGCCGUCGUGAUGAUUCUGGAGAGUCAGACUCUGCAUACCCACGCAUCUGCUCUGAUGCACACCAGCGCCGAUCCCCUAAACAUCGCAGCCCCGGCCCCCGUCUCGCGCAGCGUCUUGAGCGCCAUCAUCUUCAUGGUGUGCACCGUCGGCCUGCGCGUCUUCUUCAAGGGCGUCAAAGCCGCCAUCGUCUACAACGUCUCCGUCCUCCUCUUGACUCUCUUCCUCGACAAGAUCGGACGCCUGCUCUUCGGUCCACGCUCCUUCGUGCCGUACGCCGCGCGCCUCCUCUCCAGCAUCCUGCUCAGCAGCCUCCACCUCGCAUGGACGCAGGCCAUGAUCUGCAUCCCCUCGUCGUCCACGCCGGCCUCCUCCUCACUCGAGAAAUCGUCCCCCUCCACCUGGCGCAUUCUCGCCCUCCCGUCCCUUUUCUUAACCGCCGUGCAGAUCCUCUUGAACAACUUCCCUCGCCUGUUCCUCCGUCUGUCCCUCUUCCUGGUCCCCGAGCACGUGCUCCGCAACGCUCAGCCCUGGCAGCCUAAACUGGCGUCCCUGAUCCUCGUCACGCUCUGCCGCCUGCUGCUGUACUUCCCGGCUCGGAUUGCCCUCACGCUCACGGAGGUGCGCCUGCUCCCGGAAGGCGACCAGACCAUCAUCCCGUCGGUUCGAGGCCGAGGGGCACGCAUAGGCGAGCUCGGUGUUUUCGAACAUUCCAGUCCCGGAGUCUCGGGUGUUGGUGUUAGUUCUGGACUCGGGACUCGGUUCGGAUUGGACCUUGGGAGGUGGGAUACGGUCCUCUGGCUGUGGGAGCUUCAUGUCAAGAACUCGCUCGUUCAGUUUGCUGUCAAGGCUAUGAUGGGAAGAGACUAG